This is a messenger RNA of Acanthosepion pharaonis, 1089 nucleotides long. NCBI's taxonomy places the organism in Eukaryota, Metazoa, Mollusca, Cephalopoda, Sepiida, Sepiidae. The record is from the annotation of a GenBank genome assembly.
AUGUUUCAUCUUCUCCCUUACCUUUUUCUUUCUUUUUUCUUUCUUUCUUUCUUUCUUUCUUUCUUUCUUUCUUUCUUUCUUUCUUUCUUUCUGUUUCAUAUUCUUUCAUUCUUUUUCCCUUUUCUUUCUUUUUUCUUUUUAAUGAUGUUUCAUCUUCUUCCUUACCUUUUCUUUCUUUCUUUCUUUCUUUCUUUCUUUCUUUCUUUCUUUCUUUCUAUGUUUCAUCUUUUCUUUCGUUCUUUUGUCUUUCUUUCUUUCUUUUUUGUUCUUUUUCAUAGUCUCUCUCUCGAAUGUCUGUCUAUGGAUGAUCUAUCUAUCUAUCUAUCUAUCUAUCUAUCUAUCUAUAUAGAUCUGGGACGAACCAGGAUAAAGUUAUCAAUGCCAGACAAUGGCUGCCCCGCUGCAACAUGUCAACGCCAUCAUGACAUGUUAGUAUUUCAAGUUUGUUCUCCGACCAUAAUACCACUUUCUUUCUUUCUUUCUUUCUUUCUUUCUUUCUUUCUUUCUUUCUUUCAUAAUAUUCUUUCUUUCUUUUUUGUCGCAUACACUUUUUCUUUUCUUUUCUUUCUUUUUUCCUAUCUUUAUUUAAUUCCUUUCUGUAAUUCCCAUCGUAUUAUUCUUUCUUUCUUUCUUUCUUUCUUUCUUUCUUUCUUUCUUUCUUUCUUUCUUUCUUUCUUUCUUUCUUUCUUUCUUUCUUUCUUUCUUUCUUUCUUUCUUUCUUUCUUUCUUUUUUCUUUCUUUCUUUAUUUAUUUCUUUCUUUCUUUCUUUCUUUCUUUCUUUCUUUCUUUCACAAUAUUCUUUCUUUCUUUCUUUCUUUCUUUCUUUCUUUCUUUCUUUCUUUCUUUUUAUUUCUUUCUUUGUCACAUACACCCUGCUCAUUCAAAUAUCUAUCUAUCUAUCUAUCUAUCUAUCUAUCUAUCUAUCUAUCUAUCUAUCUAUCUAUCUAUCUAUAUAUAUAUUGUUAUACAAUACCUAACAACAAUCCUAAAUCUGCUCACAAAUCCCCCCAACUCAAAUAUUAUCUAUCUAUCUAUCUAUCUAUCUAUCUAUCUAUCUAUCUAUCUAUCUAUCUAUCUAUCUAUCUAUGA